Messenger RNA from Gracilinanus agilis (Agile Gracile Mouse Opossum), 3510 nucleotides. RefSeq names its product centrosomal protein 126 (gene CEP126). Gene Ontology annotation, cellular component: midbody; ciliary base; centrosome. Gene Ontology annotation, biological process: mitotic spindle organization; cytoplasmic microtubule organization; non-motile cilium assembly. The record is from RefSeq and is a predicted model, not a curated record. The transcript has 11 exons. NCBI's taxonomy places the organism in Eukaryota, Metazoa, Chordata, Mammalia, Didelphimorphia, Didelphidae. The coding region runs from base 65 to 3487 and encodes 1140 amino acids.
CGCAGCUGACAUGAGGGAAGCAUCUGGGGGUCGGCAGAGAGUCAAGGAGGCUCUGGGCUGAGAGAUGCUGACGGGCCGGCCUGGGGCCAAGAGCCCAGUCCGGGGACCAGGCACUGUCCCUGUCUCCCCGGGCCCCCAACGGAGAAGCCAUUUACUACAAGGGAACAACUUCUAUCAAAAUAUGAAGAUCCAUCUAGAAAAAAAUUUAGAAGAAGAACGUCAAAAAUUGCUGCAGGAACAAAGAAUAUGUCGAAGUCGAGCACGUAAAUAUUCUAUAGAAUCAAACAGAAGAAGAAAAGCUUUUGAAGAGAAACGCAAGAAAGAAGAAGAAAAGGAACACCAGAUAAGGGAACAAAUUCUUCAACAAAGAAAACAGAAACUUGAAGAAGUUACUGAAAAGUUCCAACGUGCUCAUAUCCCUCCUCAGCGCAAGAAAACAGUUACCCAAAAAACAGUACCCCGUUUAGAAGAGGCCCUUGAACAAAUUCAGAGAUUCAGCUUGAAACCAGAAUUUAACUAUUCCUCUUCCAAUAGACCUACAAUGAACUGGAAAAAUAUAGAUUCUGCUGUGGCUUCUGUAGUGACAAGAAUAGAGCCCAUGUAUCAGAGACAUCUCUCAUCCAGGGUUAACUGGUCUAACUGUGACAGAGAAAUGCAGGAAAAUAGCAAAAUAAACUUAACUGUUGCCCAGGAAGACAACUUCCAGCAUAAUCUUGAAGAAACUCAACAGCUCUUAGAAGAACUGAAUCUAAACAAUAUACGGGAUCUUCAUGAAGAAGUGAAUCAACUAACAAAUUCUGAAACUCUGUCAAGUAUAGACAGUCUUGAAGCUGGAGACCAUGAAGAAAUCUAUUCAGCACUUGGUAAAGCUACAUCUUCAGCAACCCAGCAGAACUUUGUAUCUCACAGUUCAGAGAGUCCACAACCAACAAAUCAGGUUAAUUUUGAUGCAGGCGAAUUGCAUCUCUCUAAAACUCAACAUAUAAAUAAUUGGCUAAUAAACUUAGGUGAUCAAAAUAUACAGACAGCCUCUCCUUUUCCAGACUUUAUAAAUAAACAUAAUGAACAUUUUAAUAAUCCAAAACUAAAAUCAUUUGCUUUUAACAAGGUUGCUGAAAGAAGUACAGAUGCUUCUGAUAACACAGUAGCCUUUAUACAUAGCCCAUGUACUUUUGCACAAGAUAAAAAGGCUGAAAAGACCUCAGAAACCUGCAGUAUAUGGAAAGUUGACUCUCAGUUUUCUAGAAUAUCCAAAAGAGAAAAACCAUUAAUUACUGAGAGUCCAACAUUUAAAUUCAACAAAAAUUGGACUACUUCAUCUUCUACUAUAAAAGAAAUAAUUCAGUCUUCAGAACAUGAGAAAUAUCCCGAAUUAACUCAAUCAAACAAAACCACUUCAGUACUUGCUUCAAACUUACCUAUGGCAACACCUUUAAUACUACCUUCUAGUCAAUGGACUAACUAUAAAAGUACUUUUAAUAGUAUACAUUCACCUAGUUCUUUGCAAAAGAAUAAUAUGCACUUAGAAGAAAUUUGCCCAAUACAGUGUACUGAUGGGAUAGACAGUUUGAAAGAUAUAAAAGAUGAAAAGAUAAAAAACUUUGGAAAUAAUUAUCAGGCAUUGCCUUUUUUAUUUCCAGAUGCACUUAAUUCUCCCUAUAUGUUUAACAACUCUGAUCAAAUGGCAGUGAAAGAUAAAAACGAGAAAGCAAUUGGAACCACACUAUCUACUAAUUCUGAGUUAGUUGGACAACCAAAAAAAUCCAAACACACUAAUCAUGAGAAAAAUGGAGUGAAAUUACUUAAAAGCAUAUUAAAGAAAGAAUCAAAAUAUGAAAAUGAUUGUUUCAAGGCAUUAAUUAUAAAUCGAGGCUUCAACUUGGGAAAUCAAACUGCAGCAGCAAUCAGAGAUAGUGUAGAAUUGACAAAAGGAAAGGGAAAGAGCUCUGAAAUGCAAAAGAGCAUUAAAAAACUUAGAUGGUUCGAUGAAAUUGGCCAAAUAGAAAAAGAAGGUGGAGAAAAUUCAUUGAAAACUGGACUUAUUUCACCACAAGCAUCAUCACAAGCUAAUAAUUAUGUUCAAACCAAAGUCAGUACUACCAGCAACGUUAGUGCUCCUUGGGCUAUAAAUUCUUCUUGUUAUGAAAACCCCAAGGAUAAUCCUCUUAUUAAAAAAAGCACUGCUACGCAAAUGCCUGAAACAGAAAAUUUGUGUUUUGAUGCUUUUGUACCUUCAGGUAAAAGCUUUGCAAAACAAGCCUGGAUGAUCUCAAAAAAAGAGGAAGGUAAAUUCCCUGUUUAUAAUAGUGACUCUAAAACUCAAAAGACUAUUCCUCGGAGUGGGAUAAUAAAGCUAAUUCGAAGAACAAGGGCUCCCAAAGUCCAAUCAGGUAUUGCAUCUAAAAGCAAAAAAAGCAAUGACAUUAGACCACAAUCUACACAUGAAGCCAACAAGAUUAUACCAACUCAGGGCAAAUUAAAUGCACCUCAUCCUCCUUAUAAAACUGUAACAAAUAAUAGGAUUAAUAAAACUGUAAAAGAUUCUCAGUGUCAAUCAGUGAUGCCUACAAAAUCCCAAAGCAGCAGUAUAAAUAGUAGAAACCUAGGUUCAAGGUAUGUUUUACCAACAGAGAACAUUUUUGUUAACCUCUCUCAAGAAAAUAGCCCUUCACUUUGGAAUAGUAAUAGCUCUGAGUUUCUCACUCAAAUGCCAUCAUUACCUUCCUAUCGAACUUCUGAUUGUCAAACAUCAGCAAAGAUAAAUCAUAAUAUGAAAGGUACUCAGAUGAUUGCCCAGCAAGAUUGUUCAUCAAUUUUCACACGAAGUCCUCUUUAUGAAGAAAAUAGUCACUCUUUGAAGCCCAUUGAAGAAAAAAUUGGUAUUCAAUGGAAAGGAGAACAUAGUGCCCUAGGACAAAACGAGAAGACUGCUGAUUCUACCAGUAUAAGAAGAAAAAUGAACCUCGAAAGUAAUGAAAAUAAACCAAAAACUCUUUUAGAGCAAAGAAGACAGCUCUCCAAUUCCAUAAGACAGAAGCCCUUUGAACAACCACAGAGUAUAAUACAUCCUCUACAACUAAGUACAAGUGAGCCAGUACAAAGUCUGAGUGGUAUUUCUCAUGCUGAAGAAGUUUCAGAAAGUACUGCCCAGUUUUUGAUGACUGAAAACUUAGUGAAAUCAUCACUUCCUGAGGAUAAAAUUCUAACUGCCAUGAAACCCAUGCCAUACAAAUCAACUCUUCCUUUACAUAAGACACAACGAUUAAACAUUGGUGCACUAUCUUUUGAAGAACAGAAGAUUCUAGAGUCACUUAAUCACCUCAAUCAAAGAUUGCAUUAUGUCCAAGAAGCCAUCUACAAAAACCCAUCAAUCAAAAGUAUUUUACAAAUAGCAUCACCUCUGAACAGUCAGCCAUGGACAACCUCCUUAUCUAUAGGCCACAGUAUAUCCACUGAAGUUCAAUCCCAAAUUCAGAGAAAAUAUUAAUGGAAUUUAACAACUACUGGAUG